UCGCGCAGUACAGCCCAUUCAAGAGUGUUAUUUUCCUUGUUUCACGCAGGCCGCGCCACGAUGUACAGACCAUCUCGUAAACGCUGCUUGGUGAUACUGCCAACUUUGGCUAUCAUCAACGGACUUCUGUGGUCAUUCUAUCAAGCAGGAUACAGCCAGGGUGACCCUCUGAGUACCCACAAGCUUCAGACUCACAGGCGCAUCGGUUAUCAUCAUGAGAAAGAUACCCCGAUAGGCUUGGAUCUGAUUGGCUUAAAAGGAAUUAAAAGGCGGACUGACAAAACUCUGUUCGAGACAAAAACAGCGUCCGUGUUCUCAAUCAAAUCUACCAAGGGCGUUAGCCAGGUUACAAGUGGGCCUCUACCCCAGUCUAUGAGGAUGUCCGACAGCGACCAAACUGUGGCAGAGAAAUAUUUGGGGACAUUUGAUACAGCGCCACUGUUCUCAAUCAUCGGUAGCCCGGGAACAAGUGACACCCUGCUCCAGUCGACCAGUCCAGAGGGCAUGCACCUGGCCCUAGCUAUGUGCGGUAACAGGAUCGAAGAGGUCAAGGUGCUGGUCAAGUCGGUCAUGCUGUUCACCCGUCACGCCACAAUCCACGUGUUCAGUGAUCUGCCUUCUCAGAAACCUCUUUGUGAACAUAUCAAAUCCUUACCGGGGGAAUACAGGAAACAAUUCACCUACCACAUCUACAAUAUAACGCUCCCACGUGGGGAGGAUGCGGAGACAUGGAGCAAACUGUACGGGCCGUGUGCGGCACAGAGGCUGUUUAUUCCGUACAUAUUACAACGUGUCAACAAGAUUAUCUACGUCGACACUGAUGUCAUAUUUCUCAGCCCAAUGGAAAAACUGUGGGGCCACUUUAGUCGGUUUAACAAGUCUCACAUAGCCGCGUUAAUUCCAGAGCACAGAGACCCGUCAUUCGGAUGGUACAACAGGGUUGCGAAUAUUCCAUACUACGGGAAACUAGGUCUCAAUUCUGGCGUAAUGCUGAUGGAUCUUGUACGACUGAGAGAGGACCAAUGGCUGGACAAGAUGAUGAACUAUUUCAAGAAAUAUCUUUCCAAACUGAUUCUUGGUGACCAAGACCUUAUCAAUAUUUUCUUUCAUUUUGAACCAGAAAAGCUGUAUAAAUGUUCGUGUGAGUGGAACUACAGAGCUGACCACUGUCAAUUCCCGUCAACACGAUCUCGAUGUCCGCCAGCUCUAAAAGAUGGCGCUUACACUCUCCAUGGCAACAGUCAACGAUUCCAUGGGCCGAAAUAUCCAGCUCUAAGUGCCGUUUAUACAGCUUUUCAAUCUCAUCGACUUGGGCUCGACACAAAGACAGCCCUGCUGGAAAGUAUUAAGACACGUCUCAAGGACGCAAGGAGCAGCUGUGCAAGGAUGCCGGAGGCAUUUUAUAAACAAAUUGAAGAACAUAUCAAUACACCAUCUGUACCACAUUAAUAUAAUAGCUUAGUAUGCCCAAGAGUAUGUGUUCCUUUAGGUAAAAGCUAAACAUAGUUAAGAAGGGCUGGAAUGUGACCGAGAUCCGUAAAUGCGCUGAGCACUGUGUCCACUGGUGAGGCGACAUAUAUCCAGGGUCAUCUUUCUUUUCUCAGACACCCAAAUUGUCAGAAACCCCAUUUGUCAGACAUCCCACUUGUCAGACUCCCCAUUUGUCAGACACCCCAUUUGUCAGACAGCUUAAAACAAUAACUUUUAUGGUUGAGGGCACAUCAGGUGUGUGCUAUAUUCCCUUUAAUCCGAAUAGACAAGUCCUGUCGUCAACAACGGUCCGACAGCUGGUACAAAAGAAAUCAGUAUUUAUACAAAUCAGUGUUUUUUCUCUCGAUUUAUUAUUGCUUUUGAUUUGGACAAUAAAACACAGUUAAAGGAGUUUAACAUCAUAUACAUAAAGUAUGAUACAUAACAUAUACAUAACAUAGAAUGACCAUCAAUAAUUAUGAAUAUAGUAAUAUUUACUUCCACAUCAAUGUCCAUGUUCUGUCGGUACUUUAAGCCAGAGUUGGAAUGUCACCUGCUAAACAGAUCUACUCAGUGAAAAUAUCAGAGACAACAAACUGUGAAACUGUAAACUAGGGGUUAUAUUUUACUAUUAACAGGCCUACUUACUUGCGAACACAAACUGGUUAUGUUAACGAAGCCUAUUAAACUCACUGGUAAAAACAAGCAGUGGGCACCAUCUCACAGACUUUCUAAAAACAAACAUAUUUACAGUUUAACUAAGCCGUUUAUAACUUCACACAGAUUUUCAAGUGUCUGGGUCAUAAGAUUAUGAGUAUAGGGGAGUGUGGCAGUUAAAAGCAUAUUCAACUGUCUGACAAAUGGGUCUCUGACAAAUGGGAGGCCCCCAUAUCCAGUUAUGCCGCUAUAUACUCAACACAAUAAAUUAGGGAUCAUAUAUAUAUAUA
Haliotis rufescens (red abalone) is the source of this 2417-nucleotide messenger RNA. Its product is annotated as glucoside xylosyltransferase 1-like. Gene Ontology annotation, biological process: protein O-linked glycosylation via N-acetylgalactosamine. NCBI's taxonomy places the organism in Eukaryota, Metazoa, Mollusca, Gastropoda, Lepetellida, Haliotidae. The transcript has 12 exons. Bases 61 to 1449 code for a protein of 462 amino acids. The record is from RefSeq and is a predicted model, not a curated record. Gene Ontology annotation, molecular function: UDP-xylosyltransferase activity.